UAAUAAAGUGAGAAAGGGAGAAAGAAAAAGAAGGAAAAUUGGUUUGUAUUGUGAGGUGGAACAGGAAUGGGUAGCGAAGAAGAGAGAGUUCUUGAAAACCAACUGGAACUUCAAUUACAUGAACAAAGAGAUUCUCUCACUGCUAUCGAUCAUGCUCUUCUCCUUGAUCCAACCAAUUCUGAACUCCUCGAGGUUCACGAGGAACUUGUUCAGGCAAUUAAGGAUGCCGAGGAAGGACUUCUUCAUCUAAAGCGUGCGAGAUUAUUAUCCGAAGCAGACACAGUGCUGUGCAGUACUGAUAUUUUUGCUGAAGAAGAGAAAGUGGAGCCACUUGAUCCUGCAGAUGUUGAACCAGAGCCGCUAGAAGAAAAAAGCUUUUCUGUUGGAUCUAAAUGUAGAUUCCGUUACAAAGAUGGGCGUUGGUACAAUGGUCAAGUGAUGCAAUUGGAUAAUUCAGUGGCGAAGAUUUCUUUUCUUACUCCUACAUCUGAAAAUAUGCUGAUGUGCAAGUUCUUUUUACAACAACGAUGUCGAUUUGGUAGUAACUGUCGCCUAUCCCAUGGAGUUGAUGUUCAACUGACUUCCCUUAAGGAAUAUGCUCCAACAAUUUGGAAGCCGUCCCUUGCUGGGUCAAGUAUAUGGGCAGUCUCAAAUGCAAAUGCAGGCAUUUGGAGAGCAGCCGAGCUUGAGUCAUGGGACGAAAAAGCUGGAGUUGGACAAGUUGUUUUCCGAGAUGAUGGAAGUUCUGUGAAGCUUGGUGCACAAGAUAUGGUAUUAUCUGAGUAUGCAGAUAUGAGUGACAUAGAUAGUGAUUCCAGCUUAGAACAAUCCGAUUACAGCGGCUCAGAGGAAGAGGAACCACAGGGUUUAGGAUUUAUGGAUAGUACCAACUUACAGAAAGGCGUUCAAACCGAAACUGCUAUAUUUGCAAAGUGGGAGAACCAUACCAGAGGCAUGGCUUCCAAAAUGAUGGCGAAUAUGGGUUACCAAGAAGGAAUGGGUUUAGGCUUAACUGGUCAGGGUAUGGUUGAUCCCAUACCAGUGAAGGUUCUACCACCUAAGCAGUCCUUAGAUCAUGCACUUAAGUCUCAUAAAGUGGAAGGGAACACAGAGAAGCAAAGGAAGAAACGGACCAGAGGUGGUAAGAGAAAACGCGAGAAGAGAUUUGCAGAAGCAAUUCGUGCCGCAAAAGAAGAAGAAGAAUCGGCCCCAGAUGUCUUCUCGCUAAUAAACACUCAACUAGCCAUGCACGGUGAAGCUUCCAAUGGAUCAAUGAAGAAGCAGCAAAGUAAAGGUUCAGGUGAAGGUAAAAAGGUGGAUAGAAAAAUGUUGGUUGCUUAUGAGAAUGAUGUGAAGGAUUUGAAAGUGCAGGUUCUAAAAUUUGAACAAAUGGCAGAAGCAAAUAAAAGAGAAAAACCUGUUUAUGAUGCUGCUAUGAAAAAAUUAGUCCAAACCCGCAAGGCAUUGGCUGAGGCUGAAGCAGUUCAUGCCUCUGCCUCAGAUGAUGUUGUUAGCAAAGAAAAAGAUAAGAGAUGGCUUAAGUUUUAGUUAGUACUUAGGACUCAGUUCAAUAAUGUAAUGCCUUCAAUAGAUCCUUAUGCAGAUGCUUUGAAAAGAAGAAAAAGAAAGAAAUCUAAUCUCACAGGUGCAAGUAACUCUACCAAGAUACUAGUAGAUUGCUAUGUAGUAUUAUUUUCCCCCUUCUUUUACCUGAGUGGUCAGCAUUACACACUGUUCUUUAAGCCGUAAGUUUGCUUGCUUGGUUUACUGUAUGUUUGGGCGAUUGUUUGCCAAAUGUGAUUUUGGAUGAAAUUGACUUUGCAUUUAUUUGGUUCCGCGUCCAAGUUGUAAAUCUCGCAUCUCAAUUUCACUUACAUUGUGAAAUUAUGGGUCUAGGAUUGCCCCUAGUAGACAUCACAUUAGGGCUUUUCAUUCGGUUUGACGCAGUUGGCAAUCUUAAUCGUUGAUUUGAGAUUGGAUGAUUUCAAUUACAUAGUAAAUUUUUUAAAGUGGAACAAAUCAA
Molecule: messenger RNA, 2023 nt
Organism: Medicago truncatula (barrel medic)
Lineage: Eukaryota; Viridiplantae; Streptophyta; Magnoliopsida; Fabales; Fabaceae
Product: zinc finger CCCH domain-containing protein 18
Exons: 4
Coding region: 67-1548 (493 amino acids)
Molecular function (GO): metal ion binding; nucleic acid binding
Source: RefSeq, a predicted model, not a curated record